This is a messenger RNA of Corylus avellana, 2297 nucleotides long. It is a transcript of the gene REME1, whose product is annotated as Pentatricopeptide repeat (PPR) superfamily protein. Gene Ontology annotation, biological process: RNA modification. NCBI's taxonomy places the organism in Eukaryota, Viridiplantae, Streptophyta, Magnoliopsida, Fagales, Betulaceae. The record is from RefSeq and is a predicted model, not a curated record. Gene Ontology annotation, molecular function: zinc ion binding; protein binding; RNA binding.
UCAAUGCGGUGCGUUUCACAUGAAAUCUGCGAGUGUAUUUUCUUUCGUUUCAAUAUGCUUGGUAGUUUGAAGUCAUGAAAGCAAUUUCGAAGCUUAAGAGCAUAAAAUCGUCGCCUACGCUUUCGCUGUCACGUCCUCACUCUCUCGCACCCAUUGGGUCGUGGAAUCUGCCAGCCUCCUCGUCGUCUCUGCUCGAUGACUUCACUAACUUCUGCUAUCGGAGAGACCUCCCGAGAGCCAUGAAGGCCAUGGACGCUAUGCAAAGAAACGGCAUCUGGGCCGACUCUAUCACCUACUCGGAGCUCAUCAAGUGCUGCUUGGCUCGCGGCGCUGUCGAAGAAGGAAAGCUCGUUCAUAACCACGUUUUUGCACAUGGGAACGAGCCCAAAACCUUUUUGAUCAACAUUUUCCUCAGUAUGUACGUCAAAUUUAACCUCUUGGAUGAAGCACAGGCACUGUUCGACCAAAUGCCUGAAAGGAACGUUGUUUCGUGGACGACCAUGAUUUCAGCUUACACUAAUGCUAAGCUCAAUGACAAGGCCCUGGAGUUCUUGAUAAUGAUGCUUAGACAAGGUGUCGUGCCUAAUAUGUUCACUUUCUCUUCGGUUUUGAGAGCCUGUGAUGGGCUAUCGAAUCUCAGACAGCUUCAUUCUAGGAUAAUUAAAGCUGGGUUGGAAUAUGAUGUCUUUGUUCGGAGCGCUCUUAUAGAUAUUUAUUCGAAAUUGGGCGAGUUGCAAGCGGCACUAGGUGUUUUCAAUGAGGUGGUGAGUGGAGAUUCAGUUGUUUGGAAUUCUAUCAUAGGGGGCCUUGCUCAAAACAGUGAUGGUGAUGAAGCUUUGAAUCUAUAUAAGAGCAUGAAAAUUUCUGGUUUUCCACCUGAUCAAUCGACACUAACGAGUGUGUUAAGAGCCUGCACUGGGUUAGCGCUUCUAGAAUUGGGCAGGCAGGUCCAUGUUCAUGUAUUGAAGUUUGAUCGAGAUCUAAUCCUUAAUAAUGCACUUCUGGAUAUGUAUUGCAAGUGCGGCAGUAUGGACGACGCAAACUUUGUUUUUACUAGGAUGUUGGAGAAGGAUGUAAUCUCUUGGAGCACCAUGAUUGCAGGGUUAGCCCAAAACGGUUUCAGCAGAGAAGCUUUAAAAUUGUUUCAAUCCAUGAAAGAUUCUGGUGCAAAACCGAACCAUAUUACGAUUCUUGGGGUUCUCUUUGCCUGUAGCCAUGCCGGGCUUGUAGAAGACGGCUGGUACUACUUUCAAUCGAUGAAGAAACUUUUUGGGAUCAAUCCAGGAAGAGAGCAUUAUGGUUGCAUUAUUGACUUGCUUGGAAGGGCUGGGAAGCUUGAUCAGGCAAUCAAGUUAAUUCAUCAAAUGGAAUGUGAACCCGAUGCUGUGACAUGGAGAACUUUGCUUGGUGCAUGCAGGGUUCACCGGAACGUGGAUCUAGCUAUACAUGCUGCCAAACAAAUUCUGAAACUGGAUCCUGAAGAUGCAGGAACCUAUAUACUGUUAUCUAAUAUAUAUGCAAAUUCUCAAAGGUGGGAUGAUGUUACAGAAGUCAGGAGGACCAUGAAAGCUAGAGGAAUCAGAAAAGAACCAGGGUGUAGCUGGAUUGAAGUCAGCAAAAAGAUACAUGCUUUUAUUUUAGGAGAUAACUCGCAUCCACAAACAGAUGAGAUCAACAAGCAGCUGAACCAGUUGAUUCAUAGAUUGAUGGGAGUGGGUUAUGUCCCAGACACGAAUUUUGUCUUGCAAGAUCUUGAGGGUGAGCAGAGGGAAGACUCACUUCGAUACCACAGUGAGAAACUGGCAAUUGUCUUUGGUAUGAUGAGCUUGUCAAGGGAGAAGACGAUCAGGAUCAAGAAAAACAUUAGGAUUUGCGGAGACUGUCAUAUUUUCGCAAAACUCAUAACGAAGAUCGAACAACGAACUAUAGUGAUUAGAGAUCCCAUUCGGUACCAUCAUUUUCUAGAUGGAGUAUGCUCUUGUGGGGAUUAUUGGUAGAAGACGACGAAGAGUGCGUAAGCUCAUGCUACUUGCAUUUGCCAAGUAUCAAUAGAAGCAAUGAAAGAAACCAGAAAAAUGCUGAACUCUCAGGCAAACUAGAGAACGAGACAGUCAAAAGCUGUAAAAUGACCUUGGAUCUUAAAAUUGAGAGGCAAUAAACAGCACAAAGAUACGAUCAUUAGACUGUGAUAACAAGCAAUUAGAUGUACAACAAUUAAUUUGGUUAAUUGAGUGUAGAAUGAUUUGUUUCAAGGUGCAUAUGUUGUUCAAUCAAUGAAAAGAAUGCUAAAUGCGGUU